CAGUCCCUCAAAAAAACACAUUAUUUUGGUGCGUGUAUUUGACGCUGAUUAAAUUAAAUUUGCCGUCAAAUCAAUCGGCCGGAAAACAUGUCAGGUGUGAACAACAAUGAAGAAGAGAAGAAGCCCGGCACCGGCGAUCAAGGCGGCGUUCAUAUUAAUUUGAAAGUCAAAGGCCAGGAUGGUAAUGAAGUGUUCUUCAGGAUCAAAAGGAGCACACAACUGAAGAAGCUUAUGAAUGCAUACUGUGACCGACAAUCUGUCGAGCUUAAUUCUAUUGCUUUCUUGUUUGAUGGCCGUCGUCUUCGAGGGGAGCAGACUCCUGAUGAGCUUGAAAUGGAAGAAGGUGAUGAGAUAGAUGCAAUGCUGCACCAAACUGGAGGCAACUCUGGCGACUUCUGGAUGUAGAAUACUCUAUGCUUCAGGGUAUGUGCUGUAGAAAUGUCGGCUGAACUUUGCUGAAGCUGGUUGUUAUCUAUGUUUGACUAUUGAUGUUGAGGUUUGAGAAUCUGUUAAAACUUCACAUAGGAUUCAAUCACCUUAAGCUGUCUUAUGUUAAUACAGUAUAUGCUAUCUUGUUUGAAGUAUUUUUAUGGUAAGAAACCAGUGAAUCUACAGAUUUGUGCUGGUAUUAGUUGCGGUUUUCUUUUAAA
This is a messenger RNA of Erigeron canadensis, 650 nucleotides long. Its product is annotated as small ubiquitin-related modifier 1-like. Gene Ontology annotation, cellular component: nucleus. Bases 88 to 405 code for a protein of 105 amino acids. The transcript has 3 exons. Lineage: Eukaryota; Viridiplantae; Streptophyta; Magnoliopsida; Asterales; Asteraceae. Gene Ontology annotation, biological process: protein sumoylation. The record is from RefSeq and is a predicted model, not a curated record. Gene Ontology annotation, molecular function: ubiquitin-like protein ligase binding; protein tag activity.